CGGCCACUCAGCCUGCCCACCUGCCACACACAUCCACACCCACACCCACACCCACCGACUCACCGACACACCGACACUGUCUGACCGAGCCACCAUCCCCAUGCGGACGCGACCGAGUCGACAAGCCCAAAAGUUCAACUUCAACUUCAAGAUCCAGCUGCAAACGGCACCACCUCACUUCGCAUCGCAUCGCAUCGCAACACAAUACAGCACAAAACCACGAGCUACAAUUCACCAAUUCCCCGAUUCACCUUUGCCGUAACCCCACGGCAAAGUACUUUGUUUGCCAAAAUUCGCCAGCGCAGCCUAUCACGACGUCCACUGCACUCCACUGCGAACCGAACAUACUUGCAAGUCCGUACCUUACCUAUCGAAGCUCCAGAGUCAACAAGACCGCGUCAACCCCGACAACCCCUACCCCAAAAAUACCACGCGCACUUUGCUUGCACCAGCCCGCAACUGCAGCAGCCUCUACGUUGGUCAGAAGAAGAGAAUUGGGGAGAUAGAAAAGGUGAUUACUUGGGUGCUAGGAUUGGAAGGAGCAUUGGCGCAGAUGCACCAGCUAUUGCACUACCCUCCAGCUGUACCCCACGCGACAUCUAUGAGAGCUUUUCCAAAGCUCAAGUCGAGAUCGUAGGUCUUCCGACAGCUUGUAGUUGCCGUAUCGUAUGUGCUUGGAGCUUGCGCAAGCUUCUACGAGGCUUUUUGAGCCUCCUACUUCUGUUUGCAAGCCCCGCUUGUCCUCGAUCUCGAGUUCAGCUUGCGCGCUCGCCCUUCCAUGCCCGAUCUUCAACUCCUAUUUUGGUCUUUCACUAAUUCGGGUUUUGUAACAGAUCGAGAAAGGCGAGAACCGCAUGAUCACAAGAAUUGCGAUAACCUGAAGGAGGAAACAAGAUGGGCAAGCUACUGAGUUUAGGGGCGAAGCUGAAGUACCCAGUCACUAUCAUCAAAGUACUUAAGAAGCCUGGCGAUAGCAUAAAGAAACUCGAACCGAUCCUCCAAUACAAGUGGAACUGGACCUUGAUGGUUGGCGAUCCUAGUGAUCCAAAAGGACAAUGGCCGGAGGAACAGACCGCCAUCGCAGAUUGGGAGAGUCCUGUAGAAGGAACUUUGAAGUCAUGGAAGGUCACGGAUGGUAUGGUUAUCGAGAAGGAUAUGCGUUUUGUUGAUGUCGAAGAGACGUGUCCGCAUUCCAUCCAAUUCCAGGGGCUGUGUGGCAUAUGCGGCAAGGAUAUGACAGAGAUGAACUGGACUAGCACCUCGGACGAUACGGAGCGAGCCAAGAUCAACAUGAUUCAUGACCAGACAUCGUUGACGGUUAGCCAAGAUGAGGCAUCGAAGGCUGAGAGCGAGUUACAGAAGAGGCUGCUGGCCCAUAAGAAGCUUUCCUUGGUGGUUGAUUUGGACCAAACUAUCAUCCACGCCUGUAUCGAGCCCACGGUCGGAGAGUGGCAGAGAGACAAGACAUCACCCAACUACGACGCCGUCAAGGAUGUCCGAUCGUUCCAAUUAAAUGAUGAUGGGCCUCGAGGUCUGGCUUCCGGAUGCUGGUACUAUAUCAAGAUGCGCCCCGGACUAAAGGAAUUCUUGGCCAAGAUCUCCGAGAUGUACGAAUUGCAUGUCUACACAAUGGGUACUCGAGCAUACGCUAUAAACAUCGCCAAGAUUGUCGACCCUGACAAGAAGCUCUUCGGAGACCGCAUCAUCAGCAGAGAUGAGAAUGGCAAUGUCACAGCAAAGAGUCUUGCUCGGCUCUUUCCCGUGGACACCAAGAUGGUUGUCAUCAUAGAUGAUCGAGCAGAUGUAUGGCCCAACAACCGACCAAACCUAAUCAAGGUUGUUCCAUACGACUUCUUCCUCGGUAUUGGAGACAUUAACUCAAGCUUCUUACCCAAGAGAGAGGAAUUGCCGCCACUGCCACCACCACUCAAGAAGAAAUCAUCCAAAUCGGAACUGAAGGAUGGCGAAACUAAGGAAACUGCUGAGGGAUCUGACGACAAGAAGCCAGAGUCUAAUGAGGUUAAGCCUGUGGAAUCGGCAGAGCGAGAAGCAGCUAAGCCUGAUGAUGGAUCGAAGAUCAGCGCCCUGGAAGAGCUGGUUCGCAUGGGUAGUGGGGACGACCAGGCACUUCGCCUCGAGCAAGCUGCAGAGCAAGAAAAGUUCUUGGAAAAGCAAUUGACAGAUCGGCCAUUGUUACAUAUGCAAGAAAAACUCGACAAGGAGGACAGCCAAGCUCCUGCUGAUGAAGCAGCCAACGGCGGUGCUACUCAAGAACCUCAACACAGACACAACCUGCUAGUCGAUAAUGAUAUGGAGCUCAAAUACCUGGAACAACAUCUCAGUCAAGUACACAAGGCAUUCUACGAUGAAUACGAGGGGCGCGUGAUCAAUGCUUCUGGAGGCCGGGUUGCACAACUGAAACCAGGACUUAACAAAAAGAUCCCCCUGAAUGGCGCUGACCGCAAGGUCGUGCCUGAUAUCGGAGAUGUCAUGCCACGAUUAAAGUGUGUUUCCCCCAUAUUAUCUCCCCGAAACUCUUUACUCACAACAGUUAGGACUAAGACAUUGGCCGGUUGUACGAUUGUAAUGUCCGGGCUGGUGCCACUGCAAGCAGAUAUAAUGAGGUAUUUAGAAUCUGAUAUAUCACAAUUUGAGCAUGAUGAAGCUAUAUGGGACUUGCAUGACCAAUGGGACAUAAGCUUACAGAUCCAUCGUAGAACUGAGAUCGGACUCCAAGCUGCCAGCUUCGGUGCAGAGAUUCAAUCGAAGUACGUACCUCUCACUAUAUCGAAGAAAUUUCUAGGCUAAAGUUUUACAGGGUUAACAGAAAAGUCACACAUCUGGUUGCCUCGACAAGUAGAACCCGCACUCACAAAGUUCGACAAGCCGCCAAAUACCCGAACAUCAAGAUCGUCAAUCAACAAUGGUUGUUAAAUUCGAUGAGCAAGUGGCAGAAGGAGGAUGAGACACCAUAUCUUGUUGCAAUUCACGAAGCCGACAGAGUGCGAGAUGACGGCUUCAACUCCG
Cadophora gregata is the source of this 3027-nucleotide messenger RNA. RefSeq names its product Carboxy-terminal domain (CTD) phosphatase (gene FCP1). Lineage: Eukaryota; Fungi; Ascomycota; Leotiomycetes; Helotiales; Ploettnerulaceae. The record is from RefSeq and is a predicted model, not a curated record. Gene Ontology annotation, cellular component: nucleus. Gene Ontology annotation, molecular function: RNA polymerase II CTD heptapeptide repeat phosphatase activity. The transcript is spliced from 2 exons. Bases 895 to 2808 code for a protein of 637 amino acids.